Molecule: messenger RNA, 1344 nt
Organism: Fimicolochytrium jonesii
Lineage: Eukaryota; Fungi; Chytridiomycota; Chytridiomycetes; Spizellomycetales; Powellomycetaceae
Product: NMD3 family-domain-containing protein
Exons: 3
Biological process (GO): ribosomal large subunit export from nucleus
Cellular component (GO): cytoplasm; nucleus
Molecular function (GO): ribosomal large subunit binding
Source: RefSeq, a predicted model, not a curated record
AGUCUUUGCGCUUCCUGUGGAACGGUCAUUGCCCCAAACCCGGCAAACAUGUGCGUCAACUGUAUCCGCUCCGACGUCGAUAUCACCGAAGGAAUCCCAAAACAGGCCACAAUUCACUUUUGCCGUGGGUGCGACAGAUACCUGCAACCCCCCAAUAUCUGGGUCAAGGCCGAGCUGGAGAGCAGGGAGCUGCUUGCUCUGUGUCUGAAGAAACUGAAAGGGUUGGCGAAAGUGCGACUGGUGGACGCUGGGUUCAUUUGGACGGAGCCGCACUCGAAACGUGUCAAGGUCAAACUGACUAUUCAGAAGGAGGUGUUCGCAGCGACGAUCCUCCAACAAGUCUUCGUCACCGAAUUUAUAGUAGCCGGCCAAUACUGCGAGGAAUGUCAGCGAGUAGACGCCCAACUGACAUGGAAAGCGGUCGUGCAAGUGCGCCAAAAAGUGCAGCACAAGAGGACUUUCCUGUGGCUCGAGCAGCUGAUCCUGAAGCAUAACGCGCACAAGGAUACCACCAACAUUAAGGAAUACCGCGACGGUCUCGAUUUCUACUAUGUGCAACGAGGGCAUGCCCAGAAGAUGAUUGAGUUCUUGCAGGCCGUUGUGCCGUUGAAGAUGAAGACUUCCGAACAGUUGAUUUCGCAGGAUAUACAUAGCGGGACAAAGAACUUUAAGUUUACGUACUCUGUAGAGUUGGUGCCCAUUUGCAAGGACGACUUGGUAUGUCUUUCAGCAAAGCUCGCCCGCCAACUCUCCAACACGAACCCGCUCGUCAUCUGCAACCGCGUCAGCAACAGCGUCAACCUUCUCGACCCCAACACCCUCAAAAUCGCCGACAUGCGCGCCCAGGUCUACUGGGACGCGCCCUUCACCUCCCUCUGCGAAGCAAAAGACCUCGUCGAGUUCUACGUUAUCGACUCCACCCUCGAGGGCCCCCAGAACGGCCGGUACGCCCUGGGCACCGUCGAAGUCUGCCGCUCAACCGAUAUGUCCCGCACCUACCUCGUCCGCACCCACCUCGGCCGACUGCUCAACCCGGGCGACCACGUGCUGGGGUACGACCUCACACAUGCCAAUUUCAACAGCGAUAACUGGGACGCGCUCAACAGCGUUGGACGGUUGUCGGGCGGGAUUCCCGACGUUGUGCUGAUCCGCAAAUCCUACCCCAACGCACGCAAGAAGGGCAAGUCCCGUGGCUGGAAGCUCAAGUCCCUCGGCAAGGAGGAGGAGUUGGAGCUGGUUAACCGGUCCAAGGCCGAGAAGGCCCGUCAGGAGAUGGACUAUGAGCUGUUCUUGCGGGAUAUUGAGGAGGAUUCGGAGUUGAGAGGAAUGAUGAACUUGUACAAA